AUGUGGGAUGAUGCUGCGGGGCCCUUUGGUUUGGUUACCCCCAGCCGGGAGCCGGGGGCGGACCGGGCGGGGCGGGGCGGCUCGGCUCGGCUCGGCUGGGCUCGGCCCGCCCCGCUCCCAGCGCCGCGCUGCCGCCUCAUGGAGCCGCACGGGCCCGGCUGCCCCGGCAGCGUCCUCUUCGGCUGCGAGCUCACUGCCAAUACCAAAUCCUACACGUUUCAAGUGGACGAGGAAGAUGACUCUGACCACAUUUUGGCCCUGUCUGUGGUCUGCCUCACAGAUGGUGCCAAGGAUGAGUGCAAUGUGGUGGAGGUCGUUGGACGAAACCACGAGAACCAGGAGAUCGCCGUGCCCAUGGCAAACCUGAAGUUGUCAUGCCAGCCCUUGCUGAGUCUGGACAACUUCAAGCUCCAGCCUCCGGUGACCUUCCGCCUGGCAGCGGGCUCUGGCCCAGUACACCUCACCGGCUGGCACCGGAUAGUGCACAGGGAAGAUGCUUCCUUUGAGGAAGACGAUGACUUGUCUGAGGAGGAGGAGGAACUUGCUCCUAUCAUGCCAGCCAAGAAAUAGAGAAGGAAGCAGUAACUUAUCUCUAGGCAAGGUACUUGCUGGGACUUCUCUCCCUGGAUGGCUUUUACCUUGGACACCUCUUGCCAGGACCUCAACAUUUGCUGCUUUGGUUUUUUUGGUUUUUUUUUUUCUGUUUUAACUUUUUGGGGAGCAGGGGCUGCUCCCAGCACUG
Harpia harpyja (harpy eagle) is the source of this 742-nucleotide messenger RNA. RefSeq names its product nucleophosmin/nucleoplasmin 3 (gene NPM3). Gene Ontology annotation, cellular component: cytoplasm; nucleolus; nucleoplasm. Lineage: Eukaryota; Metazoa; Chordata; Aves; Accipitriformes; Accipitridae. The record is from RefSeq and is a predicted model, not a curated record. Gene Ontology annotation, molecular function: histone binding; RNA binding; chromatin binding. Gene Ontology annotation, biological process: chromatin remodeling.